AUGGACCGCGCUUCCGACAACGGUCCCGCGGCGGCGGCGGCGGCUUCGGUCGUGGCGGCGGCGGCGGCGGAUACGGUGGUCGUGGUGGUUAUGGUGGUGGCGGCGGCUACGGCGGCCCUCCCCAGCACGGAUACGGCUCCAACCCCAACCCGUACCAGCAGGGCUACGGCGGCGGUCGCGGUUACGCUCCUCCUCAGCAGGGCUACGGCGCUCCUCCCCCCGGCCAGGACCCCUACGGUGCCCCCGGCGGCUACGGUGGUGGCUACCAGGGCCAGCAGCAGCCUCCCAACGGAGGCGGCUACUAAGCGUAUUUGGCGACAUCCCGUUUCCCCGUAA
Messenger RNA from Verticillium alfalfae VaMs.102, 336 nucleotides. RefSeq lists its product with no specific name. Bases 1 to 336 code for a protein of 111 amino acids. The transcript has 2 exons. The record is from RefSeq and is a predicted model, not a curated record. Lineage: Eukaryota; Fungi; Ascomycota; Sordariomycetes; Glomerellales; Plectosphaerellaceae.